UGAGGAGGAGGAUGAGGAGGAGGAAGAGGAAGAGAUGGUGAGCUGGGCCAGUGUGAGGAUGCAAGGAGACAACAGGAAGCAGCAGUAUGCAGCUCAGGAAGAGCCGGAGGUGUUCGGUCACCUUCUGAAGAGGCCAAUGGAAACCUUUUUCGACAACCACCACCCAGCCCUGAAAUCCCCCAUCCUGGUCUCUGGUCCUCGAUGCGCUGUGGAGGACACCUUCAGUCGCCACUUUGAGAGCAUCAUGGAGUCUCACCGAGCUAAAGGGACGUCGUACAACAGCCUCGACAGCGAGGAGCUGUUGACGUCGAGCACCCAAACGGUCCUGACCUUUGACCUGCCCACGCUAACCCCUGCCAUCCACGCACCGGUUUGCCAGAGCGCCAGGCAGAUCGUCCAGCUUAGCUUCGCCCCGCUGGCGCACGACGAGAGGCCCAGUCUUUCCGAUUCUAUCUUUACCGUGACCGGGGACUCGGACGCCACCCGAGCCCCGUCCAGCGAGAGGCUGAGCAGCGGCUCGGACGACACGCCGCCCAGAGGAGGAGAGUGUGCACAGCUGGGGAGCAGCUGGUACAGCAACAUUUCUUUCUCAUUACCAAGCAGGGACAAGGCCCGUCUGGCGACAGAUACGGAGCUGGACCAGGACCUCAGUGACAGGCUGGGUCUGGGCAGCAGCGACACCCUCACGAACGGCAGUCACCGUGCCGACGUGGCGGCCGCCAAACGUUUGGCUAAACGUCUCUUCAACUUGGAUGGUUUCAGGAAGUCCGACGUGGCGCGUCACCUCAGCAAGAAUAAUGACUUCAGCCGUAUGGUAGCAGAAGAGUAUCUGAGUUUCUUCAACUUCACUGGCCUCGCUAUUGACCAAGCAUUGCGGACUUUCCUCCGGCAGUUUGCCCUGAUGGGGGAGACUCAGGAGAGGGAGAGGGUGCUGUCACACUUUUCUAAGCGUUACUUGAACUGCAACCCAAGAGUCAUACCAUCAGAGGAUGCAGUUCACACUCUCACCUGUGCCCUUAUGCUGCUGAACACUGACCUACAUGGACAGAACAUUGGCAAGAGGAUGUCGUGCACACAGUUCAUCGGCAACCUGGAAGGACUGAACGACGGCCAAGAUUUUCACAAGGAUCUGCUUAAAGCUCUCUACAACUCAAUCAAGAACCAGAAGCUGCAAUGGACACUCGACGAGGAAGAGCUGCGGAAGUCGUUUUCGGAGCUCGGGGACAGCCUGUGUGACUCCACCGCCUCCAGGUCCAUGAAGCGGGUGGGCAGCAGCGGGAAGCCCCUGUCGGACGGGACGGAGCCCUCUGGAUCGCUGCUCUACAAGAACGGAUUCCUGGUCCGCAAAGUCCACGCCGACUCGGACGGCAAGAGAACACCAAGAGGGAAGAGAGGCUGGAAAACCUUCUACGCCAUCCUAAAAGGGCUAAUUCUCUAUCUGCAAAAAGGAGAAUACCGGCCUGACAAACAGCUCUCUGAGGAGGACCUGAAGAACGCCGUGUCCAUCCACCACUCUCUGGCCAUGAAGGCUUCCGACUACAGCAAGAGGCCCAACGUGUUCUACCUGCGGACGGCGGACUGGAGGGUGUAUCUGUUCCAGGCACCGAACGCGGAGCAGAUGCAGUCUUGGAUCACACGGAUCAACACGGUGGCCGCCAUGUUCUCAGCUCCUCCCUUCCCUGCGGCCAUCGGCUCCCAGAAGAAGUUCAGCCGGCCGCUGCUGCCGGGGACGACGUCGAAGCUGCCCGAGGAGGAGCAGGUCAAAUCCCACGAAGCUCGAUUCAGAACUCUCUCCACUGAACUGGCCGAGCUGCGCUCCUACCCUCCGGACCGCAAGGUCAAAGGGCGCGAGCUGGAGGAGUACCGCCAGCGAGACGAGUACCUGGAGUUUGAGAAAACACGGUACGGGACUUACGUCAUGCUGCUGCGAGCUAAGAUCCGGAGCGGCGAGGAGGACCUGUCUGUGUUCGAGUCCCAGCUCCUGGAGGACAACGGGCUGCAGAGGGCUCACUCCAGCCCCACGCUGCAGGAGAGCAGCCAGGCCAGCCAGGCCAGCAGCACCAGGGACGGGGGCAACAGCAGCAAAGCCAGCGCCUGCAGCAGCAGCAAGCUUCGACCGGAAGGCCAGAGACACAGCUACCGGCAGGCCGUCAAGAAGUGAGACGGGGCGGGGGCGCCGGGAGCGGCACAGCGUUGCACUGCCAGCGGCAGGCCGUCUCCCUGCAUAGGUUUUUAUUUGAGAUCCAGGAGGGUUUGGAGCUCUGCUUGAAGGGGGAGCAGGAGUGAGGGUCUACCCCACGCCCUCCCCCAAACCACGACGCCCUACCCGGCACCCCGAUCUUCUCGUCUACCAGAGGAGGGCUGGGAAACACCAGCCAGGUUGCUGGUGCGGGAGGUGGGAGGAUCGGCUGGGAGGUCACAGAUCUGCAGAGACGAGGUGUCUUUGAGAAGGAGCGCUGGGGGCAGCAGCUGAACUGAGCAGCCACACGAAGAGGGGGGCUGAACCCUGAACGCAGCACCCGACAGGGACGAACAUCCAGCAUCCGUUCCCUUUCUCCCCUUUUGUUCUUUCGGGCACCUCUCCGGCCACGUUCUCCCACCUUUUUUCUUGACCUUUCACUCAGUUUUGGGACCAAACACGUUUUAAAACAUCUCAUUUUAGACGAGCGCUGGUUCGACUUCAGCUGAAUUGCUACCUUCUCUCUGUUUUGAAGCGCUGUAAUAGUUGUAAAGCGUCACCGGGUCUUACGGAGCCAUCACAUUCCAGCUCCUUUUUUUUGCCACAUCGCCGCGGUGCGUUCACAUUCCACGCAGGAGCCGGACAUCGCAGCUUUCAGCUCCUGCACGUAUUUGUAUUGCGGCUGCAGCGCACGACACGAUGAGCUGCUGCAGCUCGUCUCUGCUCGACGACGUCAGUGCUCCUGCUGUGCAGCAACAUCACUGCGUCUCAUCCACAGAGGUCGUUUUUUGCUCUACUUGAACAGGCGAUCUUUCCCCCCCCCGGUUGCUUUGGCUUCUGUCCCGUGGUGUGCUUCUGUUCUCUUUCUAUUUCUUGGCCGAAAGUUGUUUUCUCCAGUGAUCCGCAUGCCUGCAUCCAGCACAGCUUCUUUUAGGCCUUUUACGACGGUGAGGGCAGCAAAGCUGUUCUCCGGGGUCAUUUAGUCCUCUUCCUCAUGCCGGUGCCAUAGCCAACACGUGUAAUCUCUGUCUGUACUUAUAGCUUCUCAUUUAUAAACCCUAUUUUAACACUCACCAGGCAGACCCUGAAUGUUCUUGUUUUUUCAAUAUUUUUACAGUAUUUUACAGUCGUUUGUUGAUGUUGAACCUAUUCCACCUGUGUAUGUCAAGUGUCUGAUGAAAUAUGAUAUUGAAAAUGUAAAAGGAAAUAUGUUAUCCAUACUCUUUGUAAACAUCCAGGAUAUGUUGUAUAUAAGGCACCAUCAGCUUAUAUUGUAGGAAACAUGACAGUAUAUUUACAAUAUAUUCAACACGCUGUUGUGAAGAUGCAUUAGGUGCACUCAAAGCUGACAUUUUCUUGUCCCAAAAGCACUACGCGGUAAUCAUGUGUUGUUCUUUUCUUACAUGGUGGUAAUAAUUCAGCACAAUAUGAGUAUUAUAGUAAAGCCUAUGUACCUAUCAGAGAUUAGUAAGCGAUCAGAGCGCGUUUGUGACAGGAUUUCGCCACGUGGGGGUGAAAAAAAGUGAUUUUGUGCGAGUAUUUCAGGUACCGUGGGAGGUGUUCCAAAGACGGCGCAUGGUUCGCUGUGACCUGAUAGCAUGAUUUUAAAGGGAUCAGGGUUGAUCGCGUUGUCAGACAUGCAUGAAAAGGUGAGGAAUGUAAAAAAAAUGGAAGAUAAUGCGACUAUGAAGCUACUAAAUAAGGAGAACUGGUUUAAAUACUGAACCACAUAAUGUUUGGGUAUGAUUUUGGUAGCCAUGCACACCUCACAGCAUUAUUAAUGUAUAGCCAUUUUCUACUCAGGCUUUAAAACGACCCCUUGAGCAGCUGCAGUGCCAGCGUCCGACCAGCAGGGAGAGCUGUCAACAUUCAGUCUUUUCAGCCAUAAUCACACCUGCUGCACCUGCAGUGAAUAUGCAUGUCGCCACCCGCUCGCCUGAGGCCGGGAUGGGUGUUGCAGGGCUACAUGAGACGACACCUGUUCGCGUUAACCGUGGAUGUGAAGUCUGUUUGAGUGUGUGUGUUGACGCGUCUUGCUGUGUGUGAAUGUUAGCGUGUGCAUGUGACUGCGGUGGCUGUUCAGAGGACUUGGCAGCCGGUUUCACGUCUGAGGCUUCUUCCAUCCACCAUCGGCUCCCGUGUGAUUUAACAUGAUUUAAGAUUGAGGCUGAAGCACAUCAUACGGUUUGCCUCGGUCACAGCUCUGCUGCAGUUUACAGUCGAUUAAUCGAUUCGACAGAAAGUUCUGAACUCAAGCAAAAACCCCCCACGACCCCCAGUUCAGCUUCUUUAUUAUGACUUUGUCCUUCUUUUCUUUGUCUCCUCUGAGAGUGAAACUGAAUGUUUGGGUUUUGACUGUUACUCCGACAAAAGAAGUGAUCCGUUGCUAUUUUUCUCUACUCUUUGCUGAUGAAACGAUUAAUCGAUAAUGAAAAUCCCGAUUAAUCCACAGCUCACUCCACCCCUCUCGUCACUUUCAGCCUGGCGGUUUGAUGUUGCUGCCACAGCUGACAUCCUGCAUCUCAGACCAGUUAUGUAACGUCACAUCACAGCUCAGUGUUCAUGAGCAGUGUUUGACUCUUUAUAAUGUGGCCACGCCGGACUCCUGCUGCACAACACCCGAUUCAUUCUUCGACAUUCAGUCACAUCCCAUAAAACAUGUAUAGAUUUAAAAGCACAUCUCAGAUUUUAUCCUGGAAUCUGAAAGAUGGUUUUAUUGAAAACUGAAGCAGCUUCCAUUUGUGCUACUUUACGGAAACAACCUUUUGUUGGACAUUAUCAUCACUUCAUUUAACGAGUAGCCACAGCCUCACUAUCAUUUAGCACAAAUGUACCAAAAGACUCCCCCCACCAAGUCAAGUUUAUCCACUUUUAUUAAAAUGUAGUCGCGUGUCUCCAAGGUCAGAAAUAAAUCUUAAAUCUGAAUGAAGUCGAUCAAAAAGGAAAUUCAUCUGCAACAUUAAUCUUUGCAUUGUUGUUUUGAAGCAGAAAUGUGAAAUCUCAGCUUCUUCCAGCUUCUCAAAUGAGAAGCUUUGCUGCUUUCUUCAACAUAUACGACCAUAAAUCAAAUGGCCACUUUAUUAGGUACACCUGUACCAUGUAAUGCAAUCCAAUACAACAGCUCUGCACUGAAUUCUACUUUUAUGAAGCUCAUCAUUAUCAUGUUGAAAGGUAAUAAUGUAUGUUUAUUCUUGAGGUCAGUGGAUGGUGGUGUUCACUUCUCAUUAAACACAGUCCAACAAAACUGCAAACUACAACCUCAGCAACAAACAUUAUUGGACGUUAUUAUCUUCGUAAACUGGAUUGGACUGCACGAUGUUGUACAGGUGUACUGAAUGAAGUGGCCACUGAAGGUAUCAGACAAAAAGGGGCAUUUAAAGGCGCCACCUUCAGCUUCUGGAAGCUGCAUUCUUCAUUGUUUUUUUACAUUUUCGCAGACUAAACAGUGAUUUGAGAGAAUAAUCAGAAGAUUAAUUGAUAAUAGAAAUAAUCACAGGUCGUUCUUGGUGUUUUUGGAUACGGCACUGAUAGAAGAUCCUCCUCUAACUAACUAAAUGCAGUAACUUCAUCUGAGCACAGGCUCUGUACGCUCCAUGUGCACAGCAUGGAUGGGCGUAGUAUGGAAGGAAGGCACUUCUUCAGAACCUCCACCUUGACAAAGUCUCCAAGGUCCCCCUCUCCUCCCCACCUCCUCCCACCAUGUGUUGUCACCACUCACUUACAUCAAAGAGCAGCUGCAGGAUCUCCAUGGCACUGGUUAGCAUGGAAAUGGCUGGUUACCCUGGUGACGGCUCUGUGAUGCUCAAGUGAAAGUCACCCCGUGGUACGCAGCAGCGGUAGAAUACCUCUGUUAAAGCAGCAGUGCAUGCCUGCAGCAGUUUGGGCAAACCGUCCUUUAAACGUGCACUUGUGCUGUUUCCAUUCAAAGCCUCAUUUCUGAAUGUGACAUGUAAAUAAAGCAUGAGAUAUUAUGGCCUGCGUUCAUUUAUAUUAUGGUUAGAGUAUUAAAUGAAGGGUUAAUAUAUAAGGUAGGUCAACAUUUUUCUUCCUGUCCUUGAGCUCAUGGUCUUUUUUUCUUUUUAUUUCUCUCAAUGUGAAUGAAGGAAAUGGCUAUAUUUAAUGCUGUCGUAUGCUGUUGUGUUUUAGAGAAUUGAGCCAGCUCAUACAAAUCUUUUUACAUGUAGAGGUCUGAUCUGAUCCAUCUCAGUGUUUUUUAGACUGGUGCAGGUAAAGGCAAUGUUCAUUUUAUGCUACACAUACAGUGAGCUACAUGUGUCACUGCCUUGUUAAAACUCACCAAGGAAAUGUUGUUUGUGAGCUUCUCAUUUUGGGAAGCAAAGAAGAUGAAAAUAAAAGUGUUUUGGAA
Chelmon rostratus (copperband butterflyfish) is the source of this 6545-nucleotide messenger RNA. Its product is annotated as PH and SEC7 domain-containing protein 1-like. Bases 35 to 2161 code for a protein of 708 amino acids. The transcript is spliced from 14 exons. Gene Ontology annotation, molecular function: phospholipid binding; guanyl-nucleotide exchange factor activity; protein binding. Gene Ontology annotation, biological process: regulation of ARF protein signal transduction. Lineage: Eukaryota; Metazoa; Chordata; Actinopteri; Chaetodontiformes; Chaetodontidae. The record is from RefSeq and is a predicted model, not a curated record.